Diabrotica virgifera virgifera (western corn rootworm) is the source of this 16412-nucleotide messenger RNA. It is a transcript of the gene cyst, whose product is annotated as rho guanine nucleotide exchange factor 18. The record is from RefSeq and is a predicted model, not a curated record. The coding region runs from base 378 to 4670 and encodes 1430 amino acids. The transcript is spliced from 24 exons. Gene Ontology annotation, biological process: regulation of Rho protein signal transduction. NCBI's taxonomy places the organism in Eukaryota, Metazoa, Arthropoda, Insecta, Coleoptera, Chrysomelidae. Gene Ontology annotation, molecular function: guanyl-nucleotide exchange factor activity.
AACGAUCAAGAAAUGGCAUUUAUUUUUAUUUUAUAAAUAAAAGGAAUAAGUGUCAAAACACGGGCGCUCCCAAGAGCUCCUAAAACUUUCCUUUAUUAAAAAAAUUAAAAUAGAAUUAGUGACGAAAGAACUAGACAUCUGUUAUACAUUUUAAAAUAUAGAUUAACGUGAAGAAUGAUUUGCUAAAGAUAAUAUUAACAAAGUGAAGGUGAACAAUGUGAAACUAAGUUUUUGAAAGUGUUUGUAUUGAUGUUAACGCUAAAAAUAUUUGUAUCGAUAAGUUUGGGUUAAUAUGGACUUAGUUAAAAACUCGAUUUUCAAUUGAUAUUUUUUAGAAAACAAUUGAAUCUGUUAAAAUGGGACAUUGUAGAUAGAACAUGGAUAAACAUUUGGAGCAAGAUCUUUUAAUUCCUGUUUCUUCAGAUGAAUGUGGCCAAAGCGGAGGAGAGGCCGAUAGUGACGAGGACGUCAUCACCGACUACCACAUCCCGGUGUUGGAUAUGUUGCCUCGACCUGGAGCCGGUGGGCCUCUUCCUACCAUCAGCGUUACGCCGCAUUCACCUGCCAACAAGACAUAUCCGGUGCUAGAGGACAGCUUGCAGCAAGUUCGGGAAUUACACGAGAGUGUACAGCACAUGCGCAAUGUCUCCGUACAAAGUAAACAUGCUUGCGGUCCGAAUUCCAGAGACUUUGCUGCAUUUGCGCUCAAUCCAUUUCUGGCUCAAGUUGCUCGACUCAGUGCAAGUUGUCCUGCCCUAAACGAAGCCAUUCCGGAUGUCGAUAUAAUCGGCGGUUCGUUGGGAUCUUCUCCUUUACACCAACCACCAAGUAGAAAGGGAAGCGGCGCUCAAGAUUGGCUAUGUCAACCUGAACCUCAGAGAAGACGAUCAUGGACAGCACUGGAAGACCUGACAGGAAACAAAGACAAAGUGAAGCAAACUCGCCAAAGAAGUAUAUCUUUGAGCAGUAUGGAAUCAGAGGCCGACGAAUCAUCCUUAUUAGACAAUGUAGAUGGCAGUACCGUUAGAUUAUUAGGCCCUGAAGCUCCCGUUGUUAUCAGACAUCGUGGAUCGAGAAGUACGAAUGGAGGAGCCAGUACUCAUUCUCUUAAUGAAGCGGAUCUUCAGAACGAUUUUAAUAAGCUCAAAGCAAAGCGUGAAGCCGAACAGCGCUUGCUACCAGCCAGGCUUCCAUUACAAAAAUCCAUUUCCACACCAUCUAUUAUAGCGGUUCGUGAUCUAGCACCAGAGCCUACUUUAGCAGGAGCUCAACCUACGUUACCUAUCUUGGUGUCUAGGGGCCGACCCAGCGGGACUGAGAGCGAGACGGAAGAAGAAGUUAGCCGAUCAGGACACGUCCACUAUGAUUCCCAUUCGAAUGCACUUUUGCACCACGUUCCUUAUGAACUUCAUUCUGAAAAACGAAGAAAAAGGGGAAGCUUGUUCUUCAGGAAAAAGAAGGAUAAAUCUAAAAAACUGUCACAUCAAUGGGUGUCGGCUUGUUACGGGACUUCCCAAAUAUGUGAUGUAUGCUCCAAAUUAUUAAGCAAUAAACCUGCCCUUUACUGUGAAUGCUGUGGUACUUCUGUACAUCAAAAUACAUGUAAGGACAAUAUUCAAGAGUGCAUUAAAAUAAAGAACGCAAAGAGUACAAGUAAGUUAUCAGGGUUCGCCGUACCAUUAACGAAUGCGAAGAACUCAAUAUCUAAGCGUGGAUCUGCUUCCGUACCUUCCAACCAGAGUACUCCUGCUAGCCAGAUACUGUACGAUGACAAAGACAGUGGUUCGCAUGGCCAACAUGAUGCUGCCAGCUAUCCCGACGAUGUCCCAAUUAUCCCCUUGGAGUUUCUGUCAGACUCUCCACUGACGGCAGCUGAUUUGUGUUCAGAUUUUACCUUGGGAUUGCACGAAGCCGAGCCGGAUUCGUGGUCGCCGUACGUCGGUAAAGAUAUAUCGAGGAAAUUAAAAGAGAAAGAAGUUAAACGACAAGAGCAUGUUUAUGAAUUUAUUUUAACCGAAAAGCAUCAUUGUAUGACACUUUUAGUCAUGCAGAAGAUUUUUGUAGAAGGAUUACAUAAGUACUUCCAAUUGGGGCCGAAUUUGGAGAGGAUGUUUCCAAGACUUAUCGACCUGACUGAAUUACAUUUAGGAUUCUUAGCGAGACUUAGACAAAGACAGAGAGAAUCUCCUGUCGUAUCUUCCAUUGCAGAUAUUCUUUUAGAAACGUUUUCCAGUAACCACGCUGCAAGAUUAAAAUCGGCAUACGGUGAAUUCUGUAGCAGGCAUAGGGACGCCGUCGAAAUAUACAAGUAUUACCUACAAAACGAUCAAAGAUUCGGCGAAUUCGUAAGGCACUGUCAAACGAACCCUCUCCUCAAAAAGAAGGGAAUCCCAGAAUGCAUCUUAUUCGUGACGCAACGUCUUACGAAAUACCCCCUUCUGAUCGAGCCCCUGAUAAAAACCAGCAAAGAUAACAAACCCGAACAGGAGGCGCUACAAAAGGCAUUGGCAUUAGUGAAGGAAAUUUUGGUAGAGGUGGAUGCCCAAGUGGCCGAGAAGGAGAAAGAAGAUCGCAAGUUAGAAAUAUAUAAUAGGAUAGAUGCCAAAUCUAACACUGUGUACCGGGGGCAGAAGUUUAGAAAAUCGGAUAUUCUCCAAGGCAACCGCUCCCUUAAAUUCGAAGGAGUGGCCAUGUUGAUGCAAGGCAGAGGAAAGAUGCAAGUUGUUUUAGUUAUAGUUUUAUCUGACGUUCUGUUUUUCUUGCAAGAAAAUUCGCAUAAAUAUACGUUUUUCACUCCAGUAAGUAAAACAGGCGUAGUGUCGUUGCAAAAAUUAUUGGUUAGAGAAAUAGCUGGUCAAGAUUCGAGAGGAAUCUAUUUGAUUUCGUCAGAUCCCGCCGAUCCAGAAAUGUUCGAGCUAAAAGUGCAUAAACCCAAAGACAAACAAGUAUGGAUAAACGCAAUAAGGGAAGCAGUACAGUCAUGCCCCGAGGAUGAAGAGGAUACCAUAGCUCUUAGUUCCGAAGAAAAACAAACUCUGAUGAAUGCUAAACAAAACCAAGUGCGUCAAUUAAUUGGACAACUACGGCAAAAAGAUAUAGAGCAAGCUUUAUUAUUAGAAGAGAAGAUGUCACUACAGCUGCGACUGUUGGCCGCAGCAGGAUUAGAGCCGCCUUCGCCACCGUCUUAUAGGCAUUUGGUUAGCGAAAAUGCUGAUGCUGGUCAGAUGUGGAAGGUAGUCCUAACGGCUGUACAGGCAAUAAGUCAAUUGGCGAGUUCAUUAUAUACGACAGGCACGAAUCUUUCAAGAAGUGUCAGCUCUGCAGGUGAACACCAAAGCGAAACCUACGUCUCACCAAUACUGCCCAAACGGGCAGAAACGUUUGGCGGUUUCGACAACAACCAGGGUCCCUUUAAACUGCUGGGGAAGAAACUUUCGACGUCAGGAACACCCGCCGGUACUCCCGACUUUGAGAAUCUGAAACCUGGUGAUUCAAGACUAUUUGAACGGUUGCCUUAUAGAAAUUGUGUGAUAACAGGAGGGCCUUUAAUAAAUGGCAAUAUUUUAAAUGUAAAUAGCGAAUCCCCUCAACAAUCUCAACAGCAUUUGACGACGGCUCCUGACGGUCCGGCCUUAUUGUCACUCGGACGUGAGCAACAGUUGGCUGCUAUUCAGUUGUCACAUUACGUUUACACCUUGUUGUGCAUUAUUUCCCAGUUGAUGACAACAAAUGAAAGUCUGCAAGCUCAAAAUGUAACAUUGAAAGGUGGUGCGGAUUCAAAGCAAUAUCGACAUAAUCAACAAUUAGAAGAGCUGAGGAACCUGCAAGAUAAAUUGAGUGGGGAGAAAGCGGCUUGGAACGCUUUAAAAGAACAAGAAACCAAAGAACUGGAUGAGAAGAAGGCGGAAUUGCAAAGGUUGCAAGAACAAAUUCGUGCCGAACAAGAAGACAUCACACAGCAAAGAGAACAACUAUUCAGGAAGAUGGAGAUGCUCUCUAACAAGGGAUUACUGAGUAACGUUCCGAUAAGUCCCUCGGUUAUCGCCGAUGAUAGUAGCAAGGAGACUUCGGAAGACAGCAGUCCUCAAUCGGACUCUUCUUCUGCCACAAGCGCUUCCGGAGGAGGCACCAGUUUGACGCACUCAUCGUCUUCCGUCGACAGGAGGAAAGAUUCCAAAUGGGCCAAAGGAAAUCUACAAGUAAAAUCACAACUUCCAUUAAACCUAAUAUCCGCCACAAAUCAGCAAAAAGUGUCUCAGAACGUACACAUUAGGCAACAGAUUCCUCUCAAGUUAGCUUCGAAGUUGAGCGGAGACCUUCCUAAACCUAAUAUGGGAGGUGUCCAACAGAUGCUGCCGUUGAAGUUGAGUCAAGACGAAAAAGUUCGAAGGACCAGCACGUCUGGAUAUCAGAGAUUAGGAUCAGAUAAUAGUUUUAGUCCUCCUUCGGGAGAAACGACUCCCACAACUACGCCUCACGUGCACAGUAGAACAGGCUCAAGUCCGGCGAUGAUGCAGGCGUCUCCACCUAACUCGGCUCCCUCCAGCCAAUGCCAAAGCCCCGGGGGCGCCAAAGCGACUCGCACGCACACCUAUCCGAAAUUGCCGGACAAAUUCAAGGUCAGGAACGAUCAGCAACCGCCCACCGACGAAGAGGUCAUAUAUUUCUGACGACUCUCCAGCAGGACUAAACAUUUUUUCUGUUCGCUUAUUAAUACGAAGGUAUAGGAUCUUACGUUAUCAACGUGGUUUUUAUUCGUUUAUAUUUUUGACGUGGUUGAUAUAUUUUUAAUGAUUUUUACGUAACAUUAGACAUUUGUAAGUAUAAAAUUACUAAACAGAGUUUUAUAGACUACACUUUACAUUGAAUUAUUAGUUACAUUAAUAUUGAUAGAAGAAGAAUGCAAAUAAGUUUUUAAUAACACUACCAAUAAAACUGUUGUAUAUGUAAAACAAAAACAGACAUAUAUAGUUGUCAAAAGCGCUAUUAAGUUAUGACACAAAACAAUUGACAAAUGACAUGACAGAUCGUGAGGUCUAUCCUUUUCGGGGAAAAAGUUGGUAGGUCUACAACUUGAAUAUGAUAAUUUCAAACUGUGUUAAAAAUUCGCAGUGUUUCUUCAUUGACAUUGGUAGUCUACCAACAAUGAUUGAAAUAGUUGAUUCUCUUGUUGUCUCAUUAUGUCCCUCGUCCACGAGGUUGUAAAUCAUCCAGGCAGGUAUAAUACCGCAAAAUUCUAGGUAUCAUUCACUGUCAUUUAUCAUAUUAUUAUUGCUGUCUUUAUUUCCAUUUUAGAUGGAUAAUCAGUAGUAUUCACGCAAGAGCUCUAAAAUUAUCGAUUUGUAUCCCAAGUGACACUUUGAUAGUGUUAAUUUAAGUGACUGAAAAUUAUGUCAAAGUGUCACGAGGGCAAAACAAAUCGGGAAUUUUUAAGAGCUCGAGUGUAAUUCGGUAAGAUUAUUUCAUGAAUAAAACUGUAUUUUUAAACAAUUUUAACUAAUAUUUUAUUGGUAUUUUUGCCUGAUUAUUUGCUAAACCUGCUCAUGGUGUUCUCUUUGACAAGUUGUAUACAUUAAUUGUCAUUAAUGUCACUGAAUGUUCAUUUUUGCGUAGCAACGAAGGGCAUCUGACGGAAUAUACUUGACGACGGGAAAUUAUCAGUAGUAAUUGCACAAGAGCUCUAAAAUUCUAUAUUAAUUUUAGAGAUCGAGUGCAAUUUGUUGGGAUUAUUUCAUGAAUAAAACUGUUCAAAACCAAAAUUUUAUUGUAAUUUAUUUAUGUAAGUACAAUUUUGUACAAUUAAACACACAGUUGUUAUAAAUAUUUGACGGUUGAAAGUCAUCACUUUUAUAAUUUUUAAAACAUUAAUUGUCAUUAAUGUCACUGAAUGUAUUUUUUCAUAGCAACGAAGGGCAUCUGAUGUAAUAUACUUGACGACGGGAAAUUAUCAAAAAUUGUCAGAAUUUUUAUUUCUGUAGCUUUCUAUUGAUCAGAAUCUCCUAUGAAUGAAAUAAUCAGUAGUAAUUGUAAAACAGCUCUAAAAUUAUCGAUUUGUUUCACGAGUGAUACUUUGUGAUAGUUUUAAUUUCACGACCCGAAGGGGAGUGAAAUUAUGUCAAAGUGGCACGAGGGAACAAGUCGAUAAUAAUUUUAGAGAUCGAGGGUAAUUCGCUGAGAUUAUUUUAUGACUAAAGCUGUCUUUUUAAAUCAUUUUAACUAAUAUUUUAUUGAUAUCUUCACCUGAAUAUUUUCUAAACCCGUUUCUUAGUAAGGGCAUCUGACGACGGGAUAUUAUCAAAAAUGAUCACUUUAAUUUUUAUUUCUCUAGCGUUAUAUUGCUCAGAAUGUCCUAUGAAUGAAAUAAUCGCUGUAAUUUUUAUUUCUGUAGUCUAUUGGUCAGAAUCUCAUAUGAAUGAAACAAUCAGUAGUAAUUAUACGAGAGCUCUAAAAUUAUCGAUUUUUAUCCCGAGUGACACUUUGAAAAUCUUAAUUUCACGACCCGAAGGGGAGGGAAAUGAUGUCAAAGUGUCACGAGGGCAAAACAAGUCGCCAAUUUUUAAUAGUUGGAGUGUAAUUCGGUAAGAUUAUUUCAUGAAUGAAACUGUUUUUUAGUUUAAUCAUUUUAACUAAUAUUUUAUUGAUAUCUUCGCCUGAAUAUUUGCUAAACCUGUUUCUUGAUGUUCUCUGUGACAAGUUGUAAAACAUUAAUUGUCAUUAAUGUCACUGAAUAUUCCUUUUCGCGUAGCAACGAACGGCAUCUGACAUAAUACUUGACGAGAAAUUAUGAAAAAAAAAAUCCCGCUGUAAUUUUUAUUCUUGUAGGUUUCUAUUGGUCAGAAUCGCUAUGAAUAAAAUAAUCGAAAAAAAAUUACGUCUGUAAUUUUUAUUCUUGUAGGUUUCUAUUGGCCACAAUCUCAAUGAAUGAAAUAAUCAGCUUAAUUUCAUGGUUUUAGAUUUUGUCGACAGAAAGGGGACCUAAUUUAAAAAAAAAAUGUGGAUGAUGUUAUAAUGUGCAAAGAACAACAUCUCAGCCGCAUCACCACAUAUCCCAGAAAUAAAAUAUUCUUUAAUUUAUUUAAAUUAAAAUUAUUAAAUUAAAUUUAACAGAAAAAAUUGGUACCUACAUCAUAUUUGACCAUUAACUUGUCCAAAUUACUAAAAUCUGUGAAUCUUAACCUUUCACGUUGGAAGAAGUUUUUCUUCGAUGAUUUAGCUUCCUAAUUUGGACAUGGGGUGCUAUGGAAAGACACACCUCGGCUAUGGCCGCAUCAUUGCUAGCAAAUCGUCAUCUUCUGAACCAUUCUUUUUUGUUUGGGGAAAGGAAUUAGUCACACGGGGUAAAAUCCUGGUAUAUACAUUGGAUGGUCGAUCAAUUCGCAUCCCAAUUUGUGUUAUUUUUGCCUCAACGACAGCCGAAUUGUGAGCGGCUAAUUGUCUUGAUGGAAGAAAUUUGUUUCGGAACAAAUCAUGGCGUUUUUUCUUCUAAUUUGUACCUUUUCAACUAAAACGACAGUAGGCUUGACAACUUAAUAUUAAGACCAUUAUUAUUUUAAUUAUUAAACAAUUUAAUGUAUCAAACACAAAAUUUAGGUAUGGUGUCAAUAACUAAACUCUGAUUUAUAUGAAAUGAGUAAUAUAAUUAUUUAACCUUAAUAGCGGUAUACAGUGAGGACGUUUGAGUUGGAAUAAAUUUAUUUUCUCGAGAAUGGGCGACUCUGGAGAUAAAUCCCGAAACAGGUCGAGUUUUAUUUUUAAAUUAUAAUUUUUUGGCAUAUAUAUAUCAUACUAGUGACGACAUCCAUCUGGACGUGAUGACGUAAUCGAUGAUUUUUUAAAUGAGAAUAGGGGUCGUGUGAUAGCUCAUUGAAACGGUCAUUCAAUGCUCUAUUGACUAAUAUAAACAUUAACAUAGUUAUUUGUACAGGAUGCGCAAAAAAUAUUUUUGAAUUAAAUUAAUUGAGACAAAAAGAAUGUAUAUAAUUUAUUUAAUUCGAAAUACAUUUUACUGUUGUCCGAAAAUAUGAAAAAAUGUUUAUUUGAUAAGUAAAUAUUUGUUUUUGAGUUUGAACAUUAAAUUUAAACGAAAAGCAAUGUUUAUUUUUCAGUUUAACAUUUCUUUCUAUGAUUAAUUAUUUAUAUGGGAAAUAAGCCACAAUUAAAAUGAAAAAAAUAAUUUUAUUAACGUUUCGACGCCCAAAUCGGGUGCCGUUGUCAAAAUACAAAAUAUUACUCAAAUAAACAAAAGUGUUGUUGCUAAGCAAAAAAAAUUCUUCUAAUAAUUUAUUUAAUCUCACUCAUUUAUAUUGGCAAUUCAGACAUAUAUUAUACAUUUUAAAGUAGAAGACUUUAAAAUGAUAUUGCUAAUAUUUAUGAGUUGCGUUCCUGGGACGACUUACUGAAAGAUAGUUCAUUCGAUUACAUGAAAUCAACCCCAACUCAAGAAUAUCCGUCAUAAAAAUUAUAUUUUUAAUAAUUUAUUUUAGUAAUAUUUUGUAUUUUGACAACGGCACCCGAUUUGGGCGUCGAAACGUUAAUAAAAUUAUUUUUUUCAUUUUAAUUGUGGCUUAUUUCCCAUAUAAAUAAUUAAUCAUAAAUAUGCCACAAGGAAAUAGCUUCAGAACAACAUUUCUUUCUAUUUUCUGACAGCAGUAUAAUAUAUUUUGCAUUAAAUUAAUUACAUACAUUCUUCUUUUUAUCUCAAUUAAUUUAAUUAAAAGAAAUUUUUUUUGGGCUCCCUGUAUAAAUAGGUAAUUAUGUUAACGUUUAUAUUACUGAACAGAGAAUUGAAUAACCAUUCGAAUGAGCUAUCACACGAUCCUUAUUCUCAUUAAAAAAAUAUCGAUUACGUCAUCAUGCUCAGAUGGAUGACGUCACUAGUAUGAUACAUUAUAUGUCAAAAAAUUAUAAUUUAAAAAUAAAAAUCGACUUGUUCCGGGAUUUAUCUUCAGAGUCGCCCAUUCUCGAGAAAAUGAAUUUAUUCUAACUCAAACGUCCUCACUGUACAUAGAAAUUAUUUCAAUCGCAAUAUACUCUUAAUAAAAAUCAUUGAAAAUGUAUCAAUCUGUCAACCUUGUAAUAUUCAUUUUAUGAUAGUAGUAUUUAUUUAGCAAUAGGUUGUAAUAAGUGAUUUUGUAAACUUAUCUGUCAUUUCAUUUUUCGAAUUUUUUCCCAUUUUACUAACGUAGAUGCGUCUACGUUUCAAUUAGGGUUUAGGUCAUUUUUGUUUGCGCCAAGUCAACUCAAACACAGCUAUGUAAUACUUUUUACGACGCUGUCAUUUGUCAUUUUCAACUCGUUCAAAUUGACGGAUGACAAAUGACAAGCCCAGCAUUUUUUUAAGCCAACCCAAUCGUUCAGUAUUUCAAGUGUAUCAAUUUUAGUUUUCUAUAAGAAUGUUGUACACUUAUUACGUUCAGACAGAACAUGAAUUCUAUAGUUUUAGCAUUUAAUUACUCAUCAAUAGCCGUUUUUAGCAGCAUAUCCAACCAAUUUGUUUUAAAAUCGACUCGGCUAAAACAAAGUUGACCUAUUCCCUGCUCUUAAUCUUGUACUUUCGUUCGUCUUCCUUGAAAAUUUCGUUCGAAUCAGUAUUCUUAAAUAUACUCAAAUCUUGUGACAAUACAAUAUUUUAGGAUAUCAUUUCAAGUUUUAAAUUAGACGACUAGAAUCUUUUAUAGUUUUACUGAUAAUGUGAAUAUAUAGGAUUUUUCCUACUAAAUCCGUUUUACGUCAUCGUCUGUUUGAAGUUUUGCCGAUACGGUUGUACAGCAUUGCCGAAUCGUCGAAGAAAAAGUAGCACAGGAAAUUUUCCCAAGAGCACAAGAAAAUAAACAUAUGAUAGAGAUGAAACUUGAUUAUAAAUAAAUAUUUAUUCUUUAAUUCAUUUCAAUUCAAAAUUCAGUAAUUGUUAUGUUAUUCUCGAAAAGAUUAGCCAAGGUAAAAUCUUGCUGUAUUAGUCAUCUACAUAUUUGGACAUUUUGUAGAUGAAAUUACACAAAACUAGAUCAGCUUAGAUUCAUUGGGAUUAUAAUUUAAACAAUAGUUUUUUCUAUGGAUGCUAUACAAUGUGCAACUUCUCUCACUACUUACAUACAUUCAAAACGAACAAUUUCUCACGCAGUGAGAAAAGUCGGCCAUUGCAGUAAGAAAUAUUUUUUCUCACGGGUUCUCCUACGGUUUUCCAUACAUAUGAUCCCCGUUUCCAUGGUAACAUGCACAAUACAAACACAAUGUUAUCAAACAAAAUGUGUUGAAGCAAAACUUACCAGGAAUUACCUUUCAGAACUGUUCAAAAAUAACUGUUAAUUAGAAUUUUAAAUAAAUAACGUAUUUAAAUUUUAAGAAUAUUAAAUACCUUCAUGUAUUAUUAUGCUCUAUAUUUUCUCUCAGUUAUGAGAUAGAUCAGCAUCUUAUCAAUUCAAUUAAUUAAUUAAUUAUUUUAAUUGCUACUCAUGGAAACAAAACCAAAAUUUAAUAAAACUUUCCAAUAAAAAAUGUUCUCAGGGCUAUUUGAUUUUAAUAUAUCGCCUUUAGUUUGUGGCUUCUAUUAUUUCUCGUUGCCUACUUUAUCCAGGACAAAACAAGGAAAAUAAAUAUGAUCACAAUCAUAUAUAUUUUAUAAAUAAUAUUUAUUCAUAUACUAUACCAUAAAAAGAUUCAAAAUGUAUGCUAAAACUUUGUUCUCUCGUAAAAAUAUUUUAUCUACUAAAAAUACAUAAUCUGGAAUUCUACUAUCUCCUUUUCUUUUAACAAAAUUUUAUUUAAAUGUUUCGGUGGACUGUUCUUAUUAUUAUAAAAAAAAACAAAAUUUAAUUUUCACCUUUUAAAUAGAUUACUUGAUUCAUAGAUGUCCUCUAUGAAUUUAUGAAUGAAUAAAUUAUGCUGUAAAACUGUUAAAUUGGCAAAAUACAAAUAUGGUAUGUAAUGUCAAACAACUCUCUCUUUUCACAAAAUCUGACUAACCUUAUGUAUCUUCUUAACUUCUUCUCAUGGAUUCUGUUGUCCUCGUUUCUCCCACACGUGCUCCUCGGAGGCUGCAACUGUUCUUCUUGUCCAAACGGUUUCCCAAACAAAACAGCACUCGCUUGAAAUCUCUCCUCAAUUUCAGGUCGAUAUCUUGUGCAAAAAAUGAUACAAACCGGCUACUCGUUCUAGACAGAAAACUGCAAUCUAUUCGGACACGAGGAGAUUUUACUUCUCGACUCAAUCACGAUUUCGUCUUAACAGAAAUCUGCUUACACGGCCACCAAAUUAACCACUUUACACAAAAUCACCACUUUCCAAACUCGACUGGUCUCUUCAGAUCUUAAUUACACAGUAAAUAUUUUUCCUUUAUCAAACUCAGACUCAACCAUUCUAUUCUCCCUCCAUCGGUCUCUCUCGCCAAUCACAAGCAUUCUCUCAACAUUACCUCCCUACUUUCAUUUCUCAAGAACACAUAGUGUUGUAUACAAAUUUUCUGUCUUGUCAAAUUUCCCGGAGAUAUUAAAAUUAAGUUCUUUCUUAUAUCCUAGAAAAAACCCUCUAUUCUAAAACUAAACGAAUCUGUUUACCGUCGUUGCUUUCGAGGAAACCAUUUAGAAACGUCCUAUUGUUCACUCCAACCGCGAAUACAUCAACUUUCUAAAAACUGAUCGUAAUUUAGUUCCAUUGUUUUGAAUUGUUAAGUCCGUUCGUAGAAUCUUUAUCACUACACUUUUCCUCUUUACCACGAAACACUGCUUAUGACUAAUUAUAUUAUUUACAAAUUUUGGCUAUAUACAGGGCGAUGAAACUUUACGGUCUUGUGGUCUUGGAUAUAAAAUGAAUUCUCUAAAUUAUAUAUAAAAUUAUAUAACAGUAUAUGUAUUUUAUUUCAAUUUAUGCAUAUAAUAGACCUAAAAGCACCUAAAUUAUUUAAUUUUGAAGUUUGAACUCUUGACAAAACCGCAUCCAUAGAAAAAUACAGUGUACAAACACAUGAGAAAAUGACAUAUUUCUCUCUCGCUUAAUUCACCUCGUAUGCUUCUUUUCAUGAGCAUUUUUCAGUGGGUCACAGAUGAUAGAAAAAAGGUAAGUCCGUGAUAAUACACAUUUAUAACAUUUAUUCUAACAUGACAUUUUAGUUGAAUCUGACAGUUGUCACAUUUUAUGUGCAAUUUGGCAUAAAAACAAAUCAAUUGUGUUUAUUGCAUUUAUAAAAUUGUAUUUUCUUUGAUUUCUAUAGUCUUAUAAAUUGUACAGAUUAUAUUCGUAGAUAUAUAAUUCGUAAAUAAUUUUCUCGAUUAUAGCGCCAUCUAUUGACAACUAGAAUAAAUGUUAUAAAUGUCACCGACGAAAUGUAAUCACCGACGUGCGUUUUUUUCUGUAACACGCAAUUUAAUGCGUUAGAAAGAAAUCGAAAAACUGUGACGCACUGAAAGAUCCUCAUGAGAAAAAGCAUACCUCGGCUCGUGCCAACAAACUUCUGCGCUUGUGAGAAAUAUGUCUUUUUCUCGCUUGUUGUACAAUAUACUAUUCUCUUGAGAUAUAAAUUAAUAUAACUUUUCAAUAAUUUGUCAUUGUUAACAAUUUAUUUUUAUCCUAAUUUAUUUGCGCAUAUAAAUGAUCGUGUAAUUUAAGAUUAAUAGCUCUUUUAGGUAUAGUAAGUUGUGACGUCGUAGUUUCGGUACCGAUUUCUUGGGACGGACUUGGUAGGAAAGAAAGUAUAGUACAGAUCGAAUCUAUUGGAUCGAAUGAGAAGAAAGCAAAACCUUCAUCGUGUAUAAAUCUGUUUAUAUGUGUGAUAUAGUGUGAUAUCUUUACAUUUCUCAUUUUAUUUAAAUUUUUUUAAAUUACGAUUCUUACUUUUUAUAAAUUAUUUAUUCAUUUUAUAUAUAAUAUUUUAUGUUAAUUAGGAUUUAACGUUUAGGUAAAUUAUAUUUUAGUUCUACAAAGUUUACAGGGUGUCGCGAAAAAGAUAGGCAUAAAUUAUUGUAGGGUUUUGAAGGUUCUAAGCAGAUUAAAGCAUAAAUAAGUUGUUCUCAGCCGAUGUCUGGACAUAAGCUCGUUUUGGAGCCGAAGAACCAUGUUCAUACCACUCUUUAGCCUAUUGUUUGAUUCAGAGUCAUGGUAAUAGACCCAAGUGUCAUCCAUAGUGAUGAAUUGACGUACAAAAUCCUCAUUAUUCUUUAGAAAACCCUAAAAUAGCUUAAAGAAAAAAAUAGCUUAAAAGUUACUCACGAUUAUACUUCUGUCCACUAUUGUCAAUUUCCACCAUGUCCUCUUGAAGCUGGGCGUGGUCCUAUGUCUCCAAACCUCGUUCCUGCCGACGUCUACCAUUACGACCCUGUGGCUUGGUCUCUCCAAAUCCAUAUCUCUCGCAUUCCGUAUACCAUCGUAACGAUUUUCUUUCUUCUCUUCCAAUUCCAAAAUCUUGCCAUCUUUUUUCUGUUCCUGUGGUUUCCCCCUGGUGUAGAUCGUCAUAUGGUGGUUGGGGUUGUUACCCCCUAUGAUGGGGUUGAUUAAGUUGCAACACUAUUUAUCAAACAUGUAUUUAUUUGCCAACACUAAAUAUACCAGUAACGAGUUGGUGGGCAACGUCUAUAUUCUAACUACUUGAUGUCUAAAUAAUGAAUGAAUAAAGAAUGAACUGUGCAAUACUUUCUCCGUAUCUAUAAAUAAACUCGUAAUUGUUUUGUUAUGAUUUUGACGACACCAUUGUGACCGUGAAAUACUACGUGAAAUAUCAAAUACCCUGACUGAGGUGUUCUCGAACCGAUUGGCCUACAUUGUGAAAUAAAUGUCACCUAGUUAUUUUACUAUAAACAAUAAUGUUGUUUAAGACCUUUAAAAAUGAAAUCGAUAUGAAUUGCUCUUAUUUUUGAAUGCUAAUAUAAAUCCUGUACAUGUUGCUGAGAAAGUCGCAUUCGAAUGGAUGUGUUUUUUUUUUCAUUGUUAGCGAAUGCAGCACCCUUUGAACGCAGCUUUCUGAAACCCAAUAUUUCAUUGAAAAUAUUGCUUACACUCCCGAAUAAGAUGCCUAGGGCCUUCUGCUAAAUCUUUUUCAGUCACUCAACGAAUUUCCAAUACGACAUCCAGUAUUUUUUGCUAUUUCUGGUGGUGUUCUGUUUUUGGGACAGCUCUUAUAACCGAAAAUCGUGUUUUUCAAGUUGUGUAAGUUGGUCUUGUCAAAUGUGUCAUUCUAAUUUCUAGGGCAUCGUUGUCAGUUCAACGAAAAUAUUAUUGAACUCUUGAGCCAGUGGUCGGACAGACCAACUAUCUUCUAUUUUAGAAAUUAUUUUCGUUUUAUGACACUUAACUGACGUGGCAUCGUUAAAAAUUUACUUCGACCAACUUGUCAAAUCUGACUUCUUCUUCAGGUGCCAUCUCCGCUACGGAGGUUGGCAAUCAUCAUAGCUAUUUUAAUUUUGAUCAUAGCUAUUUUAAAUCUGACUGAUGUUAAGUAAUUAAAUAAGUCAUCGAGGACUGGGCCUAUUGCUUUUUAUUAUGUUUAAUCGUUUAAUUUUUCAGUUAUAAGUGGAUUUUUUAAGAUCAACUUAUUCCUCUCUCUGGUUAUUAAAUUUAUUAGAUACGGUUUUUUGAUGAUAAAAAUAAUACCUAUCUAAAAACUUUAUACAUUUUUUAACUUUAUUUUUUUUAUUUAGAUUUACUGCAAUUCCAUUAUUUGUAAUGGCAACGAAGUGAUUCACGUUCACGAACCAUUGUGUCCAGUCUGAACACAGGUUUACAUUGGGAAAAAAAUGUACCAGUUUUUUAUGACGGGAAGUGUACAACCACGUUUAAAUUCAAUAACCCAUCUUUCUACUGUACUAACUGAAGGCGAAGAGUCCUUAUACACUUUCAACAUUCGUUCAUAAAUUCUUUGUUUUUAAACUGUAAAAAAUACUGUGACAUGUUGAUACUAAAUGGCUUGUAAAAAAUAAUGAAUUGGCAGAUUGAAAUAAAACUUCAGUUACGUUCAUAUGUAGAGUGUACCAACACGAAAAGAAUUAGGCUAGUAACAGCGCCCUCUUUUAUCGAACCGCAAAACUUAUUAAACAGCUUAUUAUACAGUGAGGACGUUUGAGUUGGAAUAAAUUCAUUAUCUCGAGAAUGGGCGAAUUUGGAGAGAAACCCUGACAGGUCGAUUUUUAAUUUUAAUUUAUGACUUUUUGGCAUAUAUAUCAUAAUAGUGACGUCAUCUAUCUGGGCGUGAUAACGUGAUAGAUGUUUUUUUAAUGAGAGUAGGGGUUGUGUGAUAACUCAUUUGAAAGGUUAUUUAACUUUCUAUUCAGCAAUAUAAACAUUAACAUAAUUAUUUUUACAGGGAGUGCAAAUGUUUUUUUUGAUUAAAUUAAUUUACACAAAACGAAAAAUUUAAGUAAUUUAUUUAAUUCAAAAUACAUUUUACUGCUGUCAAAAAAACAGGUAAUAAUUUUUAUUUCACAAACAAACAUUGCUUUUCGCUUAAAUUCAAUGUUCAAACUGCCACCCACCGGGAGGCAGUUUAAACAUUGAAUUUAAGCGAAAAACAAUGUUUUUUGUCAAAUAAACAUUUCUUUCUGUUUUUUGACAGCACUCAAAUGGUUUCAGAAAAAAAUGAAUUACAUACAUUCUUCUUUUUGUCUCAGAUAAUUUAAUCCAAAAAAAAAUAAUUUUUUGGACACCCUGUAUAAAUAUGUAUGUUAACGUUUAUAUUACUGAAUAGAGAAUUAAAUAACCUUUCAAAUGAGCUAUCACACGACCCCUACUUCAAUUUAAAAAAAUCAUCGAUUACGUCAUCACGCCCAGACGGAUGAUGUCACUAGUAUGAUAUAUAUGCCAAAAAGUCAUAAUUUAAAAAUAAAAAUCGACCUGUCUCAGGAUUUCUCUUCAAAUUCGUCCCUUCUCGAGAUAAUGAAUUUAUUCCAACUCAAAUGUCCUCACUGUAUAAUAUUGAAUAUAAACCGAUAUAGCAGCCUUUCUGUACCAGAAUCUGUCGAGAUCUUUUGUCUGCAAGUCCUUGCAAAUGCCUUGCUUUUGCUUUCAAUUCUCAAACUAGUACCGAUUCGACGAACAUAAGAAUUUUCGUGUCAUGUUGAAUUUUACAGCGCUAUAACUGAUGUAAGUUACUACCCUUUGUUCACUGAUUCAACCAUAGAAAUCGUAAUAUAAUCUAUGACUAGCUUUUUCGACACCCUGUAUAACAAUGGCCGGACUAGCCUACAGGAACUGUAUAUCAUGUAUUUUUAGAAAUGCUUAAUCAUUUUUUAUUUAACGAAUUCUACUUAAUGAUACUUAAAUCUAACGCGAUAUAAGCAGAAAUUAUUUUACUUAAUUUGUCCUUUAUCACAUUCAGCAAAAUUCAAGGGACUUAAUUAUGUAGCAAGUUUUGUUAAUGUUUUAAAGGAUAUCUAAAGGAAAGAUGUAAAAAUUUUAAUAUUAUAAAUAAGAAAUAAAUUUCAUUAAUUGUU